CGUUCGCCCCAAACUAUUCUGCUCUCUUUCUUCAUUCCUCGUUCUGUUGGAGGCACAUCGAUAAUCUACUCCACUCUUGUCCAAUUUUUCUUAUAAUCGAUUUUCACACCAGUGUUUUAAUGUCACGUCGGGAAAGACGCUUACCAAAAUGGAGAUAUUACAUAAAUUCAGUUGGGACCUUGUCCUGAUUUUGGCAGCGGCACUUACGUCACCUGCAAUCACGGUGCUGUGUAAUGACAUCCUGGGUCUGAAGGUGGCAGGAGAUCCAGUGCUGACCCCUACCUCUGUCUGCCUGCGGCUGGCGGGCCUGAGCAAGCGUCAGAUGCGUCUGUGUGUUCGGAGCCCCGACGUGACGGCUUCAGCCCUGCAGGGCAUACAGGUGGCCAUCCACGAGUGCCAGCACCAGCUCAGAGACCAGCGGUGGAACUGUUCUGCCCUGGAGAGCCUCAACAAGCUGCCCCACCAGAGCGCAAUCCUCAACAGGGGCUUCAGGGAGACUGCCUUCUCCCUGUCCCUGUUGGCAGCGGGUGUGGCACACUCCGUGGCUUCUGCCUGCAGCCUGGGCAAACUCCGUGACUGCGGCUGCGAGGCCAAGCGUCGCCUGGACGAUGACAAGAUCCGUCUCAAACUCACCCAACUGCAGCUGCAGACCCUACAGAGAGGCGGGGCCAGAGCGGGCAUGGGAGGGGGCGGGGGAGGAGGCCCCCCCGCCCCCCAGGAUUUCAGAGAUGUGCCAGCCAGCCAGCAUUCUAGUUCUACCCACCCCACCUCCCUCCUCAAUCCCCUGCCAGAGGACUUCAGCCCCCAGCAGGAAACCUGGGAGUGGGGGGGCUGUAGCCAUGACACCCGCUUCGGUGAGAGAUUCUCCAGAGAUUGGUUGGACUCCCGGGGGACUCCGAGGGAUAUCCACGCCCGCAUGAGAAUCCACAACAAUAGGGUGGGCCGACAGCUUGUGACUGACAACAUGAAGCGGAGGUGUAAGUGCCACGGCACAUCAGGCAGCUGCCAGUUCAAGACCUGCUGGUACGUGUCUCCUGAGUUCAGGCUGCUGGGUUCUCUGCUGAGGGAUAAGUUCCUCUCCGCCAUCUUCAUCAACUCCCAGAACAAGAACAGCGGGGUGUUCAACCCCCGGGUCGCAGCUGGCAAUGGAGCCUUGAAUGGGGUUAGGAACGGGGCCGGAGUGGGGUCCAGAUCUGGGUCUGGGGGCGUGGGUAGCCCAAACAAUGUGGGUCGGCGGAAGCCGAGUGUGUCACGGGAGCUGGUCUACUUUGAGAAGUCUCCAGACUUCUGUGAGCGGGAGCCGUCCCUGGACUCCUUGGGCACCCAGGGACGGAUCUGCAACAAGACCAGCCACAGCAUGGACAGCUGCGGGUCCCUGUGCUGCGGGAGAGGGCACAAUAUCCUGAAGCAGACACGUAGUGAGAGGUGCCACUGCCGCUUCCACUGGUGCUGCUACGUGCUCUGUGAGGAGUGUCGAGUCACUGAGUGGGUCAACGUUUGUAAGUAGACCAGUAGCCUCCUGUACACAUAAACCGACACAACUAAACCUUUCAUUUGGUAUAUGGGUAGACGAGGCCCAUCCAGGACUCUUACUUACUUAAUCAUCUUAAUGCUUUGGGACGCAUGGGGCCUCCACAAGAGAGAAAGAGUGCUACUAUUUCAAGUCAGCACUAGCAGCCAUCUUGGUAAGGGUUCCUGGCCAGAACACAGUCUUUGAUGUUCUUCUCAACUGUCCUCCAGGUUUCUCCUGGACAUUUUCAGGACACAGGAUGGCAAAAUCGAAAUCCACCCUUUAACUCUGUCCAAUGUACACACAUUCACCCAACCAAACCUUUCAUUUCAGUGUUUGUGUUUCUCUUUGCGUCAGUUAAGUCUCCCACAGAAUCGGUUUAUCCCCCGCUUCUUCUUCUUCUCCUCUUUUUUUUCUUCUUUCCGUCAUCUGGGAUCUAUUUUCCCUUUGUUGCCUGUUGUUAUUCUCAAAAUGCCAAGUCAGAGAUUGAAGACGAGGUGACUCAUGUCAUUUGUCUUUCUUUCCUCGGUGUGUUUGGAUGCAGCUCUUUCAGCCAUGAUAAUCAGAAUGCCCUGGACCCCAUCUGCUGUUCUGCUCUGCUCUCCCCUGGUCUCUGUUCAGAAACAAAGAACACUCAAACAGCAGUAAGGCAUUACUAUUUCAACUAACUAAUGCCUAGGCUACUAUUACAGUGUACAGUUUUUGUGUACAUGAAAAAUGUAUAUUAUUUUGGUGUGUGAAUUUAUUUAGACUCCGUUGCUUGGCAUCUGCUGUGUGGCACCAGUUUAUGAGAGGAACAUAUGAGGCCCAAUGACUGAGUGUUUCUCUGCUCAGGAUGGUGAAAUUGAGCUGAAGUCGUAAUAGUCAGCAAAGCCUGAACACAACAGUGGGACGCUGGAAAACAGACAAGUCAUGUCACGAGUUCUGAUAUGGAAUGUGGUAAUGAACUCCAGAGGACGAUUAUACUCAUUGAAUAUUUUGCACCUGCACCUCAAGACCAAUGGGUUUCAAUUCUUGAAUUCCAAUUCUUCAUUGCAUGAUCCAGGAGGAACUAAGGAAACAGAACUAAAGAGAACCAGGCAUGAUAGUUCCUCAACGUGUUUCCACUACCAACGGAAUCAGAACCACAAGUCAUCUAGUGGGGACAGUUUUUUUCUGUCCAUGGAUUUUCUUGGAGAAGGAAACCCAUGUCUGGCUCUUGGUUGAGGGAUGUUUUUGAUCUCUCUCCAUACUGAACUGCAGGUCAUUUAGGGAAUACUGCACCUAGAACUGUAACACUCAUAACCAGGAAAUGACCACACACACUGUAUUAUUGCUGUUUCUUUUGUUUUGUGAUUAUGUUUUAUUUAGUGAAUCAAUAUAAUUAUUAUGUCACAAAUAUGCCUCUACUUAUUGUUGCCGCACGGAAAUUGUCUCAUUCCAUUGUGAGAACAGCGGUGAUUAUAGGUCUCUGCAUUUCUGAUACGUUUCAAUGCUGUGAAACGUGUGGGAAGGAGUGUAUGAGUGCCCACUUCGAGAGAAAGGUAGAGAAUUGGCACACAUGGAUUGAGUAUAUCAAACCCAGGCAAAGCAUGCUCUAUUCCCAUGACCUGGAUUAGGGAGCUGAUGGUAA
Messenger RNA from Salvelinus fontinalis (brook trout), 3122 nucleotides. Its product is annotated as protein Wnt-10b-like. The transcript has 5 exons. Gene Ontology annotation, biological process: canonical Wnt signaling pathway; cell fate commitment; multicellular organism development. Gene Ontology annotation, molecular function: frizzled binding; cytokine activity. The record is from RefSeq and is a predicted model, not a curated record. Lineage: Eukaryota; Metazoa; Chordata; Actinopteri; Salmoniformes; Salmonidae. The coding region runs from base 149 to 1507 and encodes 452 amino acids. Gene Ontology annotation, cellular component: extracellular region.